CAAACACAAUAAUAAUAAUAAUAAUAAUAAUAAUAAUAAUAAUAAUACAGUAUAUUUAUUAUACUUUAUUUUACCAUCUGGUGUUUCAGGGUCAGAUGGAGGUGUGGCCAGGCCUGUACGCACACCUCACCUCCCAGCUGAUGGCCCUGGUGCGGGGCAAGGUGGUGCUGGUGCUGGAGGUGUGGCCAGGCCUGUACGCACACCUCACCUCCCAGCUGAUGGCCCUGGUGCGGGGCAAGGUGGCGCUGGUGCUGGAGGUGUGGCCAGGCCUGUACACACACCUCACCUCCCAGCUGAUGGCCCUGGCGUGGGGCAAGGUGGUGCUGGUGCUGGAGGUGUGGCCAGGCCUGUACACACACCUCACCUCCCAGCUGAUGGCGCUGGUGCGGGGCAAGGUGGUGCUGGUGCUGGAGGUGUGGCCAGGCCUGUACGCACACCUCACCUCCCAGCUGAUGGCCCUGGUGCGGGGCAAGGUGGUGCUGGUGCUGUAGGUGUGGCCAGGCCUGUACGCACACCUCACCUCCCAGCUGAUGGCCCUGGCGUGGGGCAAGGUGGCGCUGGUGCUGGAGGUGUGGCCAGGCCUGUACGCACACCUCACCUCCCAGCUGAUGGCCCUGGCGUGGGGCAAGGUGGUGCUGGUGCUGGAGGUGUGGCCAGGCCUGUACACACACCUCACCUCCCAGCUGAUGGCCCUGGCGUGGGGCAAGGUGGUGCUGGUGCUGGAGGUGACCAGUCUGACCUCACCCAAACAUAGUGGCAGGAACUGAGCACCACACAUCCACACACUGGGUGGGUGGUGCCUGCCGUCCAGACCAAGAGUGCCGCCCACACCCUCAGUGCCUUGCUGGGCCACCACUGCCCCCCUGCUGGACCCCCCUGCAGCCAUCACCAAGCUUUUAGGAGACACUGCUGAGCCUGGAGUACGUCCAGUGGGCACACCGGCGCUGCUUCCAGUACCAGGGGUCCUUAUGCCAGCAGGAGGUGCGGGGCGAGGCUGACCCCAGCACCUUCACCCCGAGCCUCUCCUUCCAAGGCCUGGUGGGUGUCCGGCCCUUACGCCUCCAGACCAGAGACACCAUGCAGCUCCUGACACCACAGACCAGCAGCUCAGGGAGAGGACUGGUGAGAAACUGCUGCAGCUGAGGAGGGAAGAGGCCGUGGUGCUGAGUGAGUCUCCAAGGCUGUGUCUGGUGUGUGACGAGCAGGUGGAGCAACACGCAGCCUUACGGAAGGG
Messenger RNA from Eriocheir sinensis (Chinese mitten crab), 1234 nucleotides. RefSeq lists its product as uncharacterized. Bases 96 to 491 code for a protein of 131 amino acids. Lineage: Eukaryota; Metazoa; Arthropoda; Malacostraca; Decapoda; Varunidae. The transcript is spliced from 5 exons. The record is from RefSeq and is a predicted model, not a curated record.